UCUCAAUAGUCCGUGUGUCUUCUCUUUGCUAUUCACUGCGGAGUUGGAAUUACCCGAUAUGGCCAACCCCAUCACAACCACCAACACCACCGGUGCGCAGGAGCCGCAGCUGCGCACGUACCGCGGCAACUGUCACUGCGGCGCCUUUGUGUACGAGACUCAACUGCCGGAGAUCAAGUCGGUCUUUGAGUGCAACUGUAGCAUCUGCCACAAGAAGGGGUACCUAUGGGUGUUUCCUGGGGAGGGCAGGUUCAGCAUAGUCAAAGGCGGCGACGAUGCGCUCAGUGGGUAUACGUUUGGCCUCAAGAAGCGGACGCACAAGUUUUGCCCGACCUGCGCGACGCCCUUGAUGGCGCACUUCCCGGACGGCCCGCCGGGCAAGCAACGCGCUCUGAAUGUUCGCGCGAUGCAGGGUGUAAACGCGUCGGAGCUGGAGCGGAAGCCGUUUGAUGGAGCCGCGCUGGGAGAGGCGUACGUGCCGCCAGCAUACAAGGGCAGCACGCCGGCCGAAGUUGCGGGCCACCAGCUGUACACGGGGUCGUGCCACUGCGGGUGGGUCGGUGUUGCUUUGAUGAGCAAGCCGCUGGACAAGAGCUUUGACGAGCUCGUGAUAGAGUGCAACUGCAGCAUCUGCGAGCGGAACGGCUACCGGUGGAUAUACCCAGAGGCGUCGUGCGUGGUGCUGCACGCCGAGGGCGCGGCCGACGUCGGGCGGUACAGCUUCGCGCACGGCAUCAUCAGCAAGACAUUUUGCCGGGCGUGCGGCGUGCCCCUGACCAACGAGUGGCGGCAGCUGGGGCCGGCCGAGGAGGCGGCGCUGUCGGAGCAGGCGGCGCGCUUUUACGGGUACGCCCGGACGCACCAUCCGGUGAACCUGCGUGUGUUCCCGGGCAUCGACCUGGCGGCCAUGCGGGCGCCGACUCGCAACGACGGGGCCAACGGGCUGGAGCCGGCGUACGUGAACCCGUAG
Messenger RNA from Purpureocillium takamizusanense, 970 nucleotides. RefSeq lists its product as uncharacterized. NCBI's taxonomy places the organism in Eukaryota, Fungi, Ascomycota, Sordariomycetes, Hypocreales, Ophiocordycipitaceae. The transcript has 5 exons. The coding region runs from base 59 to 970 and encodes 303 amino acids. Gene Ontology annotation, molecular function: carbon-sulfur lyase activity. The record is from RefSeq and is a predicted model, not a curated record.